CCGGGCCAGGUCCAUGUGCGCGCGCUCUCGUGCUUGCCGCCACGUGACGCUCUCACUUUCCCUUGCGAGUUUGACAGGAGUUUUGACGGGGCUUUUUUUUUCGCAGCUCUUCUCAGGAGGGAGCUGCAGUCCCGGCCGCCGUCAGCCCCGCCGCCGUGCCGUCCCUCGCCUGUGAAAGCCCUCCGCCCAAGCCUCGGAGGAGCAAGGAAGCCUCGCUCUGCCUGGCUGCGCACAGACGGACCCGACCCUCGCCGAGCAUGUCCGAGCCCAGCGCCCAGACAGCGGACAAGGAGUCCCGAAGCCCGGCGGCCCAGCUGCUUUUGGGGCUGCGUUGGGGCCGCCUGGAGGAGCCCCUGGGAUUCAUUAAGGUGCUGCAGUGGCUGUUUGCCAUUUUUGCUUUUGGAGCCUGUGGUUCUUUCAGUGCAGAAACAGGGGCUACUGUGAAAUGCAAUGCAGAGCCUAAAGAGAUGACCGCCAUCACUGUGCAGUUUGGAUAUCCCUUCAGGUUGUACAAAGUUCCAUUUGACAUGCCAGUCUGUGAUCCGGAUUCUACUGAUAAAAGGACGCUGCAUCUCAUGGGAGACUUUUCAGCACCUGCUGAGUUCUUUGUGACCUUGGGUGUCUUCUCUUUCCUGUAUACCAUGGCAGCCCUUGCUGUCUAUCUGCGAUUUCACUCCCUCUACAAAGAGGACAAGAGACUUCCUUUUGCGGACUUCUGUAUCACCGUCUCAUUUACUUUUUUCUGGCUUGUGGCAUUUUCAGCUUGGGGCAAGGGCCUGUCAGAUGUAAAAGGGGCCACUCGGCCCUCCAGCCUCAUUGCUGCUAUGUCCGUGUGCCAGCUCAAAACUGCUGUAUGCAAUGCAGGGGCUACACCCUCCAUGGGACUAGCCAACAUCUCUGUGCUGUUUGGUUUUGUCAACUUUAUACUGUGGGCUGGAAACUGCUGGUUUGUCUUUAAAGAGACACCUUGGCAUGCACAGACCACCAACAAGGAAAGCUCUGCUGAACAAGGAGCGGUUGAUAAGCAAUAAGGAACCUACACCCCUUGCUCCUGAGCCCUCCUCUUACCCACGAAGAACAGACAGUGCCUUUUCUUAUAUACAUGUUCAUCUCUUUUCACAGCAGUGUAGGAAAUGUGCCUGCUGUGUCCAUCUCUGCUGCUGUCCAGUGGUCAUGCAGGCCUCCCUCCGUGACUGUUAUGGGAUGCCUUCCUCUCACUCAAACCAGAAGCCUUCUUGUGGUCCUAGACUGUACAUGGUUGCAACAAAACGUUUAUUUCAUCUGUGUUUAAUUUUUUUUUAUAAAUGUACAUUAUUGUACAUUGUAACUUUGGCCAUAAGUCCUAAGCUGUGUGGCAUUUGUUUCUUCACAGCUGUUUUUUUAUCAGUUUAAAGAAAACUAGCUAAGCUAAGCUGGGUGAGUAAGGGGCAUAGGGAGAGCUGAGACACUAGUGCUUCAGACCCUGGAUCAUCUGGGUACUUUCAACAGCAAGCACUCCUUUGACUCGGCAGCUGUAAUAAAAAAGCAAAAACUAUGCACUUGACUUAGCAGCAAAAGAAGGGAGAAAACAGAGGGAAUAUUUUUACUUUCAGUAUGCUGGAAGGAAGGAGGAUGUGGUGUUUCUGUCCAUUGCAUUGUGACGUUUGAAUGUGCUUCCUUGAACACAACUGGGUUAAUGUCUAACACCUUUUGCCAGCAAAAGGCUUGGUUCCCCUAGUGGGUAAAGAUAUUGUGGCUGUUUUCUAGUCAUACACAGGUGUGUAUUGUGUACAUGUUGAGCCACAGGUGCUGAACCCAAGGAUGACUGGGGUUGCUAAUGCAGAGAAAGGCAAUGGCAAAAACCACCUCUGCUCAUCCCUUGCCUUGAAAAACCCUAUGGGCCUGGGGUCACCAUGAGUCUGUUGUGACUUGAUGGCCAGCAAUUAUUAUUAUAUUAACCUGUACAGUAGCUGCUGGCUACUAUUUCCCUGUGCUAUGCUUUAUGCAUAUAGUGAUGGCAGAUCCCUUCACUAUGUGGAAGCCACAUCUUCGGAGUCUUUUUGUCACUCCUCUGAUGCCAGUCACAGAAAUGUGUUUCAGUGUCUUCUGGAGCUUGUUUUAUUUUUAAAUACAGCACAACCAGUGGUCCUCCUUGGGUAUCCAAAGCUAGAAAUAUAUGCUCAGCUCCCCGAAUAGUUAGUUAUAAAUCUUGGGGCCUAAGAGACCUAGGGCAUUCAUUUCCUACUUGAGAAACAUGCAGCUUGUUAUAUUGUUGACAGUCCCUCUGGCUAAUACUUCAGGACUGUCCCACUAUUAACAUGAGCUGCUGAGCCCUAUAUUUUCUGUUGUUUGUUGUUUGUUACGGAACUCUUGUAUGCCGCUGUCACCUGCCCUCAUCCUUUUCAAGUCCAGUGUGACAGUAGAGAUCUGACUGUAGAACUUUCAGGGAUGCCUGACUAAUGCCUAAUGUAUCCCAGGCCUUCAAGGAAACACAGGGAUAUUUUUUUCGUAAACUGAGAUCCCUGCAUGAGCCUCUGGCAGAUGAUGGGACCACCACAGCACAAGUUUAGGAAAAUAUUAGUAUCUAUUUUUUCCUGUGCCUUUAAAAUAAUCAAUACUAUCAAUGAGAAACAAUUAACUAUUACAUAUGUUAGGAAAGUUAUUGGGUGGGUCGUCUCUGUCACUUUCUUCUCUCUGUGAAUUAUGCUAUUGCCUGGAGUUUGGCCCCAAGUCUAUUCUUAACCCUUGUUUCCAUUUCCUGAAACCUUUGUGAGUAAACAGAAGAAGUACUGAGGGCUUCAAAAAUCUUUAAAUCCCCCUGUUCUCAUAUAUCUAAUCUUGGGUGGAGAAAUUUAGUAUUUUUUGGAGGGUGAGGUACAGUGGGAUGAGGGCAUCAGACCUCUGUCUGCUCUAUUAAACUCUUCUCAUCAGACCUUGUUUGGACUUGGUCUUUCUCUUGUUUUCCUGUUCUCUUCCUCAUUUCCAUGCCUGGGGAGAGGAAUUCUUUUUGAAGGAGAAAUAUUAAUGGUGCUUCAUUAUUUGUGGGACCUCUAUGUUAAGCCCAGCUGCCCUUUAUAUCUUUUUUGUACAUUUCCCUCCUUGUUCCUAACUUGAGUCUUGCCAUCACACUCCCACCUCUGCAUCACAGAACAUGGAUUCCUAUAACAUCUCUGUAGUGGAGCCACGGGCCUUAAAGCCUAUAGUCACCCUGAUGGGCAGCAGCAUCCAGGUUCCUGCAACUAACGCCUGGUUUGAUACAAUAAGAAAACUAGCCAGUAGAAAGAUUUCCCUAAACCUUCCAAUCCUAGUGGUCUAUUAGGAUGAUUUUUAAAAUCCAUGUUUUUGGCCACCAGCCAUACUUUUGAAUGCAUAGGAAACAGCUUAAACAUAUGCUAGCACAGUCUGUGACUGCCCUUUCUAGAAUCUUUCUUGGAGCGCUUCAUAGUACAGACACUAUGGACACGAGAGAGUAAGUCAGCCUUCCAUGUCUUCUGUCAAGAGAAAUGAAUCUUUCAUCCCAUAUAAAAGGUCUGAUUUAUUCUUCUGUAUCUUAUGGGGAUAUUUGCUAAGGUCUUAAAGAUUUAUCCAAGGUCAUCAGCUAGUCUAAAUCAGUCACAAAAUUGAGUGCUGCCAUUUUACACCAGCUGAAGAUAUGACCUUUGCAAUUAAGCUGGGCACUCAAAACUGCUGGACACGUUAUGUGUGCAAACUGGCAGUAGAAGUAGAAUAAAUUGAGGAGUGGAUCUGAUCCAAUCAGAAGUAAUAAUUUGUGAAAAAAGGAAAUGAUAAUUGCAUACCAUUGGUCAUACUGUGAGAUCUGUGAAUCUCUUCACAUGUGGCUCAUGUUCAUGUGAGUUUGACUGUCCCUGUAUGUAUAGGGAAUGAGACAAAUAAUAUAUAGUUUGGCCUAGUAGUACUGCUGGACCUCCUGAUGGCACCUGGUAUUUUUGGCCACUGUGUGACAGAGUGUUGGACUAGAUGGGCCAUUGGCCUGAUCCAACAUAGGCUUCUCUUAUGCUCUUAUGUAAAGUUGGCAUUUCUCCUGUGCCGAUCAUAGAGAGCGCUGUUGUAAGCAGCAAGUGCAGAAUGCAUCACAGCCUUACAGGUUUUCUUCUUUGAUAGACUAGGUUGCAGUGAAACCACAGUCAUCCUGCAUGACUAAUGCUCUCAGACGUCAAGCUGCAUGACGGUAGUUUUGUUGCUGCCACAGCAUCCUUUGUGAUGGGGCCCCAUAUGUCACUGACUUCAGGCAGGUGACUGGGGACCAGCAGAACUCAUAUCCUAAAGAGAGGCAAGGGCUUUAUAUUUUCCUGUAUGUUGCAAAGUAAUUCUAAGGGGGAGGGCCCAGGCCUGGCUCUCAUGAUGUGUUUAGUGUGCAAAGUGAUGUGCAAGUGCUCCAUGUGAGAAUCUGUGUGGUUACUGAUGCACUUGUGUUUUUUCAGGUGCUUAUUGGUAUGCCUUCUAAUAAGUAUCUGAAGAGGGAGAGGUGGGUUUGGGCAGGCUUUCUUCACACUUACCUACUGUAUCAAGUGUAGUCUUUUUCCAGCCCAAUUCAUAAAAUGUAGGUAUCUUCCUAAAGACUACACUGCUAUUCUGACUAUCCCUUCACAACAUCAGCUAGCACAGUUCUGUAGCUGCAAUUCCUACUGAAUUACCCACAACUGGUGUGUGAAUGGUGUAUAAGCACAAUCACAUGUUUAAUUUGACCUCUGUCUGACAAGUGUCUCCUGAUGUUCUGAGGCUGUAUACAGAUGAGGUGCCCUAGCUAGUUUGUUAUUGUGUAUGUGGAAGGGUGAUGUCAUAAGCAUGCCAUUGCCUGUGGUAUACACAUUCACUUUUUUGUCCUGCCCUGGUGUCCGAUCAAACCAGUUUUGUACGUCUGCACACUGCACCAAAUUGUACAGUGAGAUACCUGACAGGUGACAAACACCCAGGUGUGUGACUAGCACAACUACAAUAGUGUGUGAAUUUCAGUGUUACUGGCAGGGGAUCCUAUUAAAUAGUGUCCAUGAUUAGCAAAGCUUCUGCCCUUUCCCUGCAAUGUCCAAUGCAUUUUUGGAACUUAAAGGCUUUGGGAAUUUGUGUGUGUGUGCGCAUAUGCAUUGGGAAGGGAAAAUGUUCUGUUCCCAUUAAGAGUUAAAUUGGUUAGAUUAGAAGUUUAUUGCAGUUUACUUAGUCACUUUUGCUGCUCUGUUGACUUGCAGUAAGAUUCUUUUCCCCCAGUCUGGAUAAAAACUUUUUUGUUUUGGAAAUGUUUUGAGGUUUAUUUCAAUUACAACACACGGCUCUUUUUAAAAAAACAGCCUGGUUUGAAAGAAAAAGAAAUGUAAAUGCAAAAAACAUGUGAAAGCAUGCAUUUAACAAUCUCCUGAAAUAUGCCAGCCUCCAGGUGGGACCUGGGAUCCCCCUGGAAUUGCAGCUCCUCUCCAGGCUAGAGAGAUCAGAUUCCCAUUAAGGUCCCUGUCUUCCCCAGGCUCCAUCCCCAAAUCUCCAGGAGUUUCCCAACCUGGAUCUGGCAAC
Messenger RNA from Gekko japonicus, 5499 nucleotides. It is a transcript of the gene SYPL2, whose product is annotated as synaptophysin-like 2. Bases 258 to 1031 code for a protein of 257 amino acids. The transcript is spliced from 6 exons. Lineage: Eukaryota; Metazoa; Chordata; Lepidosauria; Squamata; Gekkonidae. Gene Ontology annotation, cellular component: synaptic vesicle membrane; synaptic vesicle. The record is from RefSeq and is a predicted model, not a curated record.